Molecule: messenger RNA, 234 nt
Organism: Heterobasidion irregulare TC 32-1
Lineage: Eukaryota; Fungi; Basidiomycota; Agaricomycetes; Russulales; Bondarzewiaceae
Exons: 3
Biological process (GO): attachment of spindle microtubules to kinetochore
Cellular component (GO): mitotic spindle; DASH complex
Source: RefSeq, a predicted model, not a curated record
AUCUUCGACGCGAACCCGUACGAGGACCACCCGGGCCUCUCGCCCAUCGAGGCCGACGUCCUCUGGGAAUACGCGAAGCUGAGCCAGCAUAUCAAAGACCUGGUCGCGCAGACGCGCAGGCUGAGCGAGGCCCCGGACGAGUCGAUGCUGAAGCGCCUCCGCGUGCUGGAGCGCAAGAUGGGCCUGGUGCUGACCCUCUUCAAGGCCUCCGUGUGGGGCGUCGUCAACGAGCAG